Messenger RNA from Morus notabilis, 933 nucleotides. Its product is annotated as cyclin-P3-1. Gene Ontology annotation, biological process: regulation of cyclin-dependent protein serine/threonine kinase activity. Gene Ontology annotation, molecular function: protein kinase binding. NCBI's taxonomy places the organism in Eukaryota, Viridiplantae, Streptophyta, Magnoliopsida, Rosales, Moraceae. The record is from RefSeq and is a predicted model, not a curated record. The coding region runs from base 69 to 686 and encodes 205 amino acids. The transcript has 2 exons.
AGUACUUACAAAGAAAAGCCAUAUUCCUUACUAUAAUCUAAAAUACAUUGAUAUAUAUUCAGUAUUGUAUGCUGCGACUGUUACACAUGGAAACAACGAGAUUUGAUGGUAUAGAUGGCUUCUCGGAGAUUUGCAUAGCUCUGGGGUUGGAGGAAUAUGAGAAAACUAAUUAUUCAUCCUCACCACCCAAAAUUCUACAAAUUGUAGCUUAUCUUCUCGAGAAAUCGAUUCAGAAGAAUGAGAGAUUAUUGCGAGUGAAAUCAAGAAUAGAAGUUGAGAUUAUUACAAUCUUCCACGGCUCAAAAGCACCUGCCAUGAGCAUGAAACGGUAUGUUGAGCGCAUAUUCAAGUACUCAAAUUGCAGCACGUCCUGCUAUGUUUUUGCAUACAUUUACAUAGAGAGAUUCCUUCAGAAACGUGCCAGUUUUUACUUGACUUCUCUCACUGUUCACCGGCUUUUGAUCACCAGCGUUAUGCUUGCUGCAAAAUUCCUCGAUGACGCGACUGAAAGCAAUGCGUAUUAUGCCGAAGUGGGAGGAGUGAGCACUGAAGAAAUGAACGAGUUAGAGAUGGCGUUUCUGUUCAGUCUGGAGUUUAGCCUUCUGGUAACCGCCGAGGAUUUUGCACACUAUUGUCAAUAUCUCGAAGUCAAGGUUGCAGGAGAGAUUAUCGGACUUAGGAAUUAAGGUGUGCGGAGCAUCCACGCACCGAGACAUGAAACCGGCAGUUGCAGGGCUAUGUAGUUGAGAGUCAAGUGCGGUUGGGGUUAGGUCAGAAUGAGGGAACCUGGAACCGAAAUUAGAUUUAGCAACAUGAAGCAUCACACGGGAAAAGGAACGUAAUAGCAGCCCUGCCUAACAACAUUUAUUGGUCGCAACAAGUAUCGCCUUUUCAAUAUGUAAAAUUUUGAGUCUUCCUUUUCUUGUAAUGAAU